UUCAAACUUCUGAACCAACAAAAAGAAUAUUAGGUUGAAUGACAUUUUCAACCUCCGUCCUUUCUUGCGUUUUUUUUUUGGUUUCACCCCAUCUUUUUUCUUUUUUCCCUUCUUUUUCAUACUGUCCUUCUUCAUAUACAUAAAUAUCUACAUUCAUAUAUAUAAUAUGUCUUCUAAUCAGCAACGACUUCGAAUAGGUCAAUAUCAAAUUAUCAAAACAAUUGGAACUGGUUCUUUUGGAAAAGUCAAACUGGCUGUACAUGCUGUUACCAAUCAAAAAGUCGCUUUAAAAUUCAUCAAUCGAAAGAAAAUAGCAACUAUGGAUAUGAGUGGACGAGUAAAACGUGAAAUUCAGUAUUUAAAACUAUUACGACAUCCUCAUAUUAUUAAACUGUAUGAAGUCAUCACUACUGCCACUGAUAUUAUUAUGGUCAUAGAAUAUGCUGCUAGGGAACUUUUCAAUUAUAUUGUCGAAAAGGGCAAGAUGUCAGAGGAUGAUGCCCGGAGGUUUUUUCAACAAAUCAUAUGCGCUGUUGAAUAUUGUCAUCGUCAUAAGAUUGUUCACAGAGAUUUGAAACCAGAAAAUUUAUUACUGGAUGCUAAUAAUAAUGUAAAGAUCGCUGACUUUGGAUUAUCAAACAUCAUGACUGAUGGUGAUUUUUUGAAAACAAGCUGUGGAAGUCCAAACUAUGCUGCACCAGAAGUGAUAUCUGGAAAACUUUACGCAGGUCCUGAAGUAGAUGUUUGGAGUUGCGGUGUUAUUCUCUAUGUUAUGCUUUGCGGACGACUUCCUUUUGAUGAUGAAUAUAUUCCAACUUUAUUCAAGAAGAUAAACGGUGGUAUUUAUACGAUGCCUUCGUUUCUAAGUCCGGAAACGAAAUAUUUACUAACGUCAAUGUUAGUGGUUGAUCCAUUAAAACGAAUCACCAUUCAGGAAAUUAGGCAAAAUCCAUGGUUCAACACCAAUCUUCCAGAUUAUCUACGACCUCUCCCACAAACAGAAGAAGAACUAUAUCAAUCAAUUGACGAAACAGUGGUAGAGGAAUUACACAAAAAAAUGGGUUACACAUCUGAAGCAAUCCAUCGUGCAUUAAAUGAUACAGAGAAUAAUCCUUUAAAGGUGGCAUAUCAAUUGGUUUUAGAUCAUAAACGGAUGUUGGAAGGAUCACAAAAAACAGAUGUACAGAGUUUCUUUGCUACUUCACCACCGCCUUGGAAUGCCGCUUUUGAAGAACGAAUAUUACAUCAACAAAAACAACAAUUACAAGAGCAUGGUAUAUCUUCAUCACCAUCACAUCAACAAGAGGAUGAUGAAGGUAAAUGCUUAGAUCCUGCAUCAUCUAUCACUGUUUUAAGUUCAAGUCUUCCAAAGAAUGAUGAAUCUUUUCAACGCACGGAAACACAUAGCGGAUCUCAGGCAACAGGUAUAGUUCCAUCAAAUGUUUCAGCCAUUCGUAACGCAGUACAAGAAGGAUCAACACGUCAUUUAUCUACAACGACAAAGAAAUUAUCCUCAUCACGAACGACAUCCUCUAGAUCAAAGUGGCAUUUCGGUAUUCGAAGCAAAUGUCCAGCUUGGGAAGUUAUGUUGGAAAUAUAUCGUUCUUUAAAAAACGUUGGUAUGGAAUGGAAAUCAUUGGAUACUUAUCAUUUACGAUGUCGUUACGUAUAUCCAACAUUGAAUAUCAUUGUCAAAUUCGAUCUUCAGUUAUACAAACUUGAAAAUAAUAGUUACUUGGUGGAUUUUAAAAAUGUUGGUACAUCUUCUAAUCGAAAUAAUACUAGUAGUCAAACAACUGAUGCAACAGCAGGAUCAGCAAUGACAGAUGGCACUCCUUCUCCUUUCAUUAUGUUACGAAAAGAAAUGGAACGACAACAACAGCAAUAUCGACAAUCUAAUGACUUGGAGGAACUAAGUCCUUGGCUUCGAAGAAGAUUAUCAUUAUCUGGAGAACAUGUUAAUAGUGUGUAUCCCUUUCUGGAUGUCUGCAGUAAACUUAUUACAGAUAUAGUGUAAAUUUAUUUAUUCCUUUUUUUUUUUUUUGUCAAUAAAUAAGCACCAUUAAAAGUAAACAUAGACAUAAAAACUUGAUUUUGAAACUUUUUUUUUAUUUCCAUUGAAAAGAAAGAUUUUAUACUGGUUGAGUACAACUUCCCAUCGCAAGCAUUAUCUUGAUCUGGUAAUAAGGGUUUGGAAUUCUC
Messenger RNA from Halteromyces radiatus, 2202 nucleotides. Its product is annotated as kinase-like domain-containing protein. Gene Ontology annotation, biological process: intracellular signal transduction; protein phosphorylation. Gene Ontology annotation, cellular component: cytoplasm. NCBI's taxonomy places the organism in Eukaryota, Fungi, Mucoromycota, Mucoromycetes, Mucorales, Cunninghamellaceae. Gene Ontology annotation, molecular function: ATP binding; protein serine/threonine kinase activity. Bases 167 to 2017 code for a protein of 616 amino acids. The record is from RefSeq and is a predicted model, not a curated record. The transcript has 12 exons.